AUAUAUAUAUAGAUUUAUUUAUCUAUAGGAAGGUAGUGAGAGCGUAUUCUUUAGCUCUGGUCUUUUUGAACCCUAGGAUUUUGGUGAUCUAGCUAGGGUUUAAAGGUUUUUUGCGGAUUCGUUGAGGCUCUGGAGAAGCGCAGGGGAGCGACUCAAUAAUGGCCGCUUCUGUCAGUGCAACUCAGGUUGGUUCUUAUUUCGUGCAACAGUACUAUCAGAUUCUUCAACAGCAACCGGAUUACACUCAUCAGUUUUACAACGAUUCCAGCACCGUCGUAAGAGUCGAUGGUGAGACCACUGAAUCGGCUUCAGCACUGCUGCAAAUUCAUGCACUCAUCACCUCACUGAAUUUUACUGCAAUUGAAAUCAAGACAAUUAAUUCUCUUGAAUCUUGGAGUGGAGGUGUUGUUGUGGUAGUUUCUGGUUCUGUAAAGUCCAAGGAUUUCAGUGGCUGGAGGAAGUUUUUGCAGACAUUUUUCCUUGCCCCCCAGGAGAAAGGCUAUUUUGUUUUGAACGACAUCUUUCACUUUGUCAAUGAGGAGGUGAUUAAUCAACCUCCUGCAUUGGGUGUAUCAGAUGUGAUCCACCAAACACCAGCCCCUGUAGCUGUUGAAAACGAAUCUGAUUCUCAACCAGCGAGUUCUGUACCUCUUCAGGAGCCACCGGUCUCUGACUAUACCUUAGACGCGGAGGCUGGGGAGUAUGGGAACUCAGUUCAUAUAGAAGGAGAUGAUGCAGUUGAAGAUUAUAGUUAUCGAGAGCAGGAGCAGGAGCAGGAGCAGGAGCAAAAUGCUGGGGCAGAAAAGGAGCAAAAUGCUGGGGCAGAAACUGUGGAUGAAGGGACUUCUUUAGAGGAGUCAUCUGGUUUUAUGCAAAAUGAAGAAGACACCGCACAAGAACCUCUUCCUGCGGUGGAGGAACCUGUUGGGGAGCUUCCAAAAGUUUCUUAUGCUUCUAUAUUGCGAGCUCCAAAGGGAAAUCCAACAUCAACAGUCACUGUUCAGCCAUCUUUCAAUAAGAAGGCAUCACCACAGCCACCUUUACUGCAGUCAAAUGCUGCACUGUCGGUUGCACCUGAUAUCAGUGAGGAUGUUGCAGAGGAAACUUUUUCACACAAAGAGGGAGAAUCAAAAUCUAUCUAUGUGAGGAACUUGCCCUCUGGUGUUUCUAGUCUUGAAGUUAUGGAAGAGUUCAAAAACUUUGGGAGAAUCAAGCAGGAUGGGGUUUUUGUAAACAAUCGCAAGGAAAUUGGUGUUUGCUAUGCCUUUGUUGAGUUUGAAGAUGUCCAGAGUGCCCAAAAUGCAGUGAAGGCUUCACCGAUAAAAUUGGCUGGACGACAAGUCUAUGUUGAGCUAAGAAAACCAAGCAUCGGCAGUACGACUCGUGGAGGGAGAAGGGGACGUGGCAGAGGUGGUCGUCUUGGGGGACGAUUUGGUAGGGGAAGCAACCUAGACAGCAAUGAUAGCAACAAAGGGAGAAGCAAUGGUUUCCGCAGUUCUUGAAAACAGCAAGGGCUUGAGUUUGGCAAAUUUGCUCCGCUAGUUUGGCAGAUAUGGUUCUUCAUUUUACAAAACAAGAUUUGUUUCCCACCAUUAUUCGUCAAUUGUUUGAGUGAUUUUCUAUAUAAAUGCAUGUGAUGAUGUAUUUCAUGUCAUUGUUAUCUGGCAUCUAUAGGUCCCCCCUCUUGGCAAAUUUUGUCCUUGUAAAUCUGGAGGGGCUGCUUUUUGGCCUUUAUUGGUUGCAGUGCAUCUUGAGUAAGCAUAUUUAUCAAGCUAUUCAUACAUGUAGGAAGUCCCAAUAACUCUACUUUCCAAUUCUAUGCUAAACGGUUCUUGGUUGCGUUGUGGCUC
Messenger RNA from Coffea eugenioides, 1850 nucleotides. RefSeq names its product putative G3BP-like protein. NCBI's taxonomy places the organism in Eukaryota, Viridiplantae, Streptophyta, Magnoliopsida, Gentianales, Rubiaceae. Gene Ontology annotation, cellular component: cytosol; ribonucleoprotein complex. The record is from RefSeq and is a predicted model, not a curated record. Gene Ontology annotation, molecular function: mRNA binding.